UUACUCAGGCAUUUGGGGAGCCGACUGAAUGACAUCACUGCAUCCACUGCGCUCGUCGUGAGCUGGUCUGGAUCCAGGGAAUGGGCUCUGGGAAUAGGAAUGGGAUGUGCCCUGAGGAGGACUCAGAUUGAUGGACUCGGAAACAACAUCCCUAUAGGAAGCAGUAUCACAGCCCCACGAAAGUAAUGAGGGUCUGCUAAUCAGCUCAGCAAUGUCUCCCAAAGGAGUUGGCCAAAGUAAGGUCGAGGAAACCACUGUACAGGUGGCCGUCCGGGUGCGUCCGCUGCUUCCCAAAGAGAUUUUGCACAACCAUGAGAGUUGCAUCACUGCAGACCCAGAGGAGAGGAGGGUCACCCUGGGCAAUGACCGCCACUUCCACUGUGACUUUGUGUUUGAGGAUAGCUCUACACAGGAGGAUGUGUAUACAGACUGCGUUCAACCUCUCAUCGAGGCUUUCUUUCAUGGAUUCAAUGCCACGGUUUUUGCCUAUGGGCAGACAGGCUCAGGCAAAACCUACACCAUUGGAGAAGCCAACAUUUCCGCUUUUAGGGAUGACGAACAGGGCAUCAUUCCCAGAGCCGUGGCCGAGAUCUUCAAACUGCUGGAUGAGAAUGACCUCGUUGACUUCUCUGUCCGAGUGUCAUACAUGGAGGUUUACAAAGAGGUCUUCAGAGACCUUUUGGAAGUUGAGACGGCCAGUAAAGACAUACAUAUUAGAGAGGAUGAAAAGGGCAACGUAGUGCUUUGUGGUGUGAAGGAAUGUGAAGUGGAGGGACUUGAUGAGGUGCUGAGUCUCUUAGAGUCAGGAAAGACGGCCCGUCACACAGGGGCCACCCAGAUGAACCCCCACUCCAGUCGCUCUCACACCAUCUUCACAGUGCUCAUGGAACAGAGGCGCGGAGGUUCUCGAGGAGCGCCCGGGACUGUGCAGAUCCUCUCUUCCAAAUUCCAUUUUGUGGACCUGGCUGGAUCAGAGCGAAUCCUCAAAACUGGCAACACUGGUGAACGUCUCAAGGAGAGCAUUCAGAUCAACAGUGGACUUCUUGCUCUCGGAAAUGUCAUUGGAGCGCUUGGGGACCCCAAAAGAAAAGGCACCCAUAUCCCAUACAGGGAUUCCAAAAUCACCAGGAUCUUAAAGGACUCUCUUGGAGGCAAUGCCAAAACCCUCAUGAUUGCCUGCAUAAGCCCUUCCUCCUCAGACUUUGAUGAGAGCCUAAACACACUCAACUACGCCAAGCGGGCUCGUAACAUCCAGAACCGGGCCACGGUCAACUGUCGCGGGGAACCUGACCGCGUUGAGGGCCUUGAACUCCAGAUCAAAGCGCUAAGACGAGCUCUUGAAAACCGCCAGCGCUCUGAAACCCGCAUCAUUGCUCGUUCCGACCCCGAGAAGAGACUUCGGCCCUUUGAACUGGAUGUGAGAAAGCUGCAAGCAGAGAGCGCCCACUACAGGACGUGCACGGACUCGGCCUACAGGCUUUUGACAGAGCUCCAGGGGGAAGGGACUCUGAAUGCAGGUCAGCUCCUGCGGGUAAAAGAGUGGCUUUGUGCCGUCGAGGAGGAACGUAGCGGCCUGACCUCAGCGUCGGGGCUGGACAGCGGCAUCGAGAGUAGCUCUACUGAGGACAGCGCUGUGAUAAAAAGGGGGCGGGCGGCACUGAACAUCCAGACGAUGCCACAGGAUCCUGACAAUGUCAAAGAGGAUUGGAGCAGAGACCGCGAGGACUACAUUUCCCAGCUGCAAGCCCAAAUACAGCAAUUAGAACAAGAAAACACAGACUUUCUAGCUGCCCUGGAAGAUGCCAUGGAGCAAUACAAACAACAGAAGAUGUUGAUCCAGGAACAUGCUCUACUCUGUGAAUUCACGUCCACCGAGGGGGUUUCUGAUACAACGGCUAAGGGAGUGAUGAGCGAUAAGCUACAAGAGCAGCAGGAUCUAAUAGCAGAGCUUCACAGUCUGUUAGCCCAGCCGGGUGGACUGGGACUGCUCCACCUGAAACAGAGACCUCACACUGCUCCUAUCAACUCACUGCCGCAGACAUCAGACAGCUCCGGCCGUCUCACUCCUCCCUGCGACAGUGAUGUGGGCAGGAGCCUCGCCAGACAGGUUGAAUUUGGUACAUCAGUGGACAGCAGCUCAUUUUCAGACCAGACCCAGUGGGACAGCGGACAUGGAAACGCUUACUAUGAAACUUCUGUAAAAGGAGUGAACCGAGAUGAAGAUGGACAUGUUCAAACCGUCAGCGAUAAACGCAAAUCCAUCAAUGUAACCUGGACAAAGAAAGAGGCUCAAUUGCUCCAAGGAUCUUCUACCAGGGCUCCCCUGCCUCAGGCGCUUGGACUUGGUCAUCCUCCGGGCGUACAAUGCACCAGACGCACAUCUAACAGCAGCAUCGGCGAGAGCUCGGUGUGGGAGAGCGUGAGAGGUUUUGGAGGUGAGUUCUGUUCAGAGAGAGGGCUUCUCCAGGCACAGCAGAAGAUCAGAGAGCUCUCCAUCACCAUCCGCAUGAAGGAGGAACUCAUUAAAGAGCUGGUCAAAACAGGUAAGGAUGCCCAGGCCAUGAACAGGCAGUACAGUCGUAAGAUCUCUGAGCUGGAAGCCGAGGCGGAGCAGGCCCGUGCGGAGCUCACAGAGGCACAAAAGCAGCUGCAGGACUUGGAGGUUCAGGGCAGCCGUGACGCCGCUGACCGCUCUAAAGCUCAGGAGUGCAGGAGGAAAAUUGCAGCUGCACAGAGCAAAGUUCAGGUGUUGAAGCAGAAGCAGCGGGACACUGCGCAGCUGGCCUCCCUGUCUGCGCAGAGCGAGCGGCGUGUGCAGGAACUCGAGAGGAACGUGCAGAACAUGAAGCAGCAGCAGGACCUUCUGCAGCGCCGCCUGCGAGAGGAGAGCCAGCAGAAGAGACGGCUGGAGAGUGAGAUGCAGAAAGGAAAGCACCGAGUCAAGGAGCUGGAGAUAAAGAACGAACAGCAGCAGAAAAUUCUGAGGAUUAAGACGGAGGAAAUCGCUGCCUUCCAGCGACAGAGGAGAAGUGGAAGUAACGGCUCAGUCGUAUCACUAGAGGAACAGCAGAAGAUAGAGGAGCAAAAACGCUGGCUUGAUGAGGAAAUGGAGAAGGUUCUAGAUCAACGGCGUGGUCUUGAUGACCUGGAAGGAGAGCUGACCAAGAGAGAGGAGAUCUUAGCCAAAAAAGAGGCCUUGCUCUUGGAACGCAGUGGCCUGGAAUCCAAAAAGCUUCGCUCAAGUCAGGCUCUCAGUAAAGACCUGAUGACCUUAUCGAACCGAAUCGAGUCUCUGGAACGGGAGCUCACUGAGAGGAAUGGUCUGCUGCGUAGUAGCAGCGCUCAGGACUCUCAGCAAAUCAGACAGGAGAUCUCCAACCUCCGGCAGGAGAAGGAGCAGCUCCUCAAACAGAGGGUGGAGCUGGAUGACAAACUGAGACAGGGCAACCUGCUCUCUCCUGAGGAAGAACGAACACUGUUCCAGUUGGAUGAGGCCAUUGAGGCUCUGGAUGCUGCUAUUGAGUACAAAAAUGAGGCGAUCACCCAGAGGCAGAGGCAGCUGCGGGCGUCAGGGAGCAUGCUAACCCAGUGGGAGAUGAACCUGAUGGCCAAACUCACCUACCUGUCCGCCUCUGAAACUAGAGCUCUGCUUUGUAAAUACUUCGAUAAGGUUGUGUCUCUUCGUGAGGAAGAGCGGAGGCUGCAGCUGGCUCUAGCUGAGCUGGAGCUGAGAGUCGAGGAGCAGCAGAACUUGGUAGGGUGGUUGGAAGCAGCUCUGGAAAGACAGCAGCUUGAGGCGGAUCGCAGACUCACCCAGCAGCAGAAAGAACACGAGAGAAACAUCCAGCUGCUGCUGCAGCAGUGCCGAGAGCAAAUGGAUGAGGGUCUGGCUGGUAGACAGCGGCAGUAUGAGGGCUUGAUCCACAACCUCAGCAAAGAGCUGAACUUCUGCAAAAUAGCAAAUCAGGAGCUGAACAUCAAACUGAGGGAAAUGUGUGGCCCUGUAAAUCACGCUGGAGAACAAAGCAAAGGUCCAAAUUGUGAUAGUCGGCUUUCAGGUGGGGUCCAGGGCAGAGUUACUGAAGAUCCCAAGUCUUCCCUCGAGGCAGAGCGAGUCCAGAAGUCAAGAGAAGAGAUGCGAGAGCUGGUGAAUGCCCCUCUUCCGCCGACAUGGAGGCGCUCUUCACUCCCCACGGAGGACCAGUACAGCAUGGAGGAGCUCAGGCAGAGAGCAGCUUGUGAACUGCCAAAUAACAGAGUAAUUCAGCCUGGGAUGAACGCCACACACUGGAGUGGGACAGCCUCCCUGUCCCUCACAAGACCACGAAGAGAGUUACGGAGAUCGAGCCUCAACACAGGACCACUUUAUUCCAAUUCAGCAAUAAUUGAUGUUCGGAAAAAUCCAGUGUAGUAAAGAGCUUUGUACAGUUAAUAUCUUCAGUAUUGUUCCAGUAAUCCACGAUUUUCAGAAUACUGCAUCUCAGAUUUUUGUUGCAAAACAAUUCUGAUUGAUUGUUUACUUGUACUUUGUUGGUUAUCACUCAUCUUUGAAAUGUACUUUUGAUGCAUUCAGUCACAUUUCAAGCACUUUUUAUGGAACUGUUGGAGGUUUCUGACACUCCCAGACAAAUUUUUAGUGCAUGUAGAAGGCUUUUUCUUUCAUAAAUAAUUAAAAAUAAAAACUGUUUCCUUGACAGAAAAAAAAAAAAUAUUUAA
Messenger RNA from Ctenopharyngodon idella (grass carp), 4716 nucleotides. RefSeq names its product kinesin family member 7 (gene kif7). The record is from RefSeq and is a predicted model, not a curated record. NCBI's taxonomy places the organism in Eukaryota, Metazoa, Chordata, Actinopteri, Cypriniformes, Xenocyprididae. Gene Ontology annotation, biological process: mitotic spindle organization; microtubule-based movement. The coding region runs from base 212 to 4411 and encodes 1399 amino acids. Gene Ontology annotation, molecular function: microtubule binding; ATP binding; microtubule motor activity. The transcript has 20 exons.